AUGCCAUCCUAUAUUGCCCUCCGGCUGGGUAAGUUAAUGAGAGGUUGCUAUCAAUUCAAAACUGGCAACAGCGAAGACAUUACUGAGCUAUAUGUGGUCGAUGGUGAGGGUGUCAAGUACGCGAGCGUGUCGUCACCUGGAGGCUCUGCUUCACUUGAGUUUGAUGUAGAGAAUGACCCGACUACUGGGUCCUCUCUUAUCGCCGUGACAGAGAAGCAGGUCAAUAUCACCUAUGCCGCUACCAGGACGAAUCUUUCGUCAGCGAGUCCAUCACCCUCGCCAUCGAGUGCGGAGACAUUGCACAAAUCUUGCACCAUGACUUUUGCCUUUUUUGUAGGUUUUGCAAGUGCAUUUAUAUGGCUGUAA
Messenger RNA from Aspergillus novofumigatus IBT 16806, 366 nucleotides. RefSeq lists its product as uncharacterized. Bases 1 to 366 code for a protein of 121 amino acids. The record is from RefSeq and is a predicted model, not a curated record. NCBI's taxonomy places the organism in Eukaryota, Fungi, Ascomycota, Eurotiomycetes, Eurotiales, Aspergillaceae. The transcript has a single exon.